AUGUAUGACAUUGGGGAUGAAUUCAGUGAAAGAGGCCAUUCACCGGAAGAACUACCGCAAAAGGAAAAACCAAAAGGGGAGAUUGACACCACUGCUGAGUGUGAGACUCAAAACGAAAAGGAAGAGCUCAAAGAGACAGUGGCCAACCAUGUGGCUGACAGUGAGGAGCCAGCGGAGACCCCACCAGAGACGCCACCAGAAGACACUCGCCCCUGCACUGCUCCACAGGAAGAUGUAUCAAAGAGCUUUCACUCCUCAGUUCAGGUGAUGAAAGUCCUGUUGAAUCCCAAGCUUGACCGGUGUAACAGCUUACCUGAAGUUUCCCCAGUGUACGGACGUAAACUGAGCACCUCAGCUAGAGGUCUCCUGGAUUGCCUCGCAAAGCUGCAGUUGAUAGACUUUGAUCCAAAUGACGAUGCAAACGCCAAGGACACAAGGUACAGAGAGCUAAUGAACAUCCUCCAGUCCCUUUGGUUGUGUGACCCAGCAGAAGGUGGAAAGCAACAGCAGAAUGGCUGUGAUCAACACUCUGUGGACGGUGAUGCCAAAGCGAGGUCGUCCUCUGGGGUGGACGUCAGCAGUGGCUCAUCAGGCUCAGGUAAGUGUUCAGGCGGUGUGGCUCAGGCACCGAACGCAGAGGGCGACGCAUUGGUGAAGGUACAAGAAGUUGAUGAAAGGGCACAGAAAGAUGAAUGCCCAGAGUCCUCAGCACCAAUGUCUGAUCCAGGCACUCCGGACAUAGCCAGUCAGGUCCAAUGGAUCCCUGAAGAAGGAGGAGAAGGAGGAGGAGAAGGAGAAGGCGGAACAGCAGUGGAAGAAGAGAAACAAAAAGAUGAAGACGUCCCGGCAUCUGAUGAUACCGUUAGAAAUGAAAGUCUGAGAGAAUUACCAGAAACACCCCCGUCUUCCAAUAAGAGCUCAGACCCUCAAGAGGACACAAGCUCUGGCUCGCCUCCGUCUGUCCAAAGGGCACAACUAACCAAAAAGGUUUCCCUGGAUCCUGAUCCUGUCUGGGUCUUGAAUUUACUGAACAAACUAGAGAAGCAGUUCAUGACACAUUAUGUGGAUGCCAUGGCUGAGUUCAAGGUUCGCUGGAACUUGGACAACAACGAACAGCUCGACGACAUGAUAGCCGAACUGAAAGAUGAUGUGCGGAGGAGAAUACAACUAAGCAUCGACAGGGAACUGAGGAAGAUCCACGGUCGGGCUGGAAGACCAAGACCACCCAAAGAAGCCUUGUCACGAGAAUCAACUGCACAAACAGAGACGAGGCGAAGAAGGCUGAAAGUCGUGCGUGACCAGUCCAUUGACAACCGGGUGGAUAAAAGCGACGAUGCAACCUGCACUUCUUUCAGUGACCAACGGAGCGACGAUGAAUAUUGCCCUUGUGAAACGUGUAUACAAAAGAAAAUGGAAUUGGGGCCACUGCUUCCUUCAGAAGUUCUGCAUACUGCACCAGUCAUGAUGGCUUUUGAUCUAAAGUCAAUUCUUCAGUUGAAAAAGGACCCUACUCCAAAGACACAAGACGUUGAUGUUACAGAAACUAUGAAUGAAGCCACAUUAGUGAAAGCUAGUAUUACACAUGCUUUUGAUCUAAAGUCAAUUCUCCAGUUGAAAAAGGACAGUCCGCCACAGAUACAAGAAGAAGUCAAUGUUACAAAUGAGGCUGAAGGUGUGGAUGAAGCCAAAGCAGUGGAAACUCCUGUUGAAAAUGUUAUCAACGGGGCUAAGAAGGAGAUGGAGGAAUCACAACAAAAUGAUGCUGAAAUGGGUGACAAAGCUGAGACAGCAGAAACUGAUGUGGAAGUGACAGCUGAAGAUGAAGCAGUAGAAGAGGGGGAAGCUGAAACAGAUACUGCUGAAAAUGAAACAGCAGAAGAAGAAACUGCUGAAGCAGAAAUUGUUGAAGCUGAGACAGCAGCUGAUGAAGCACAGGGAGAGGAGGUGGACGCUGAAUCAAAGAAUGCUGAAGCUGAGAUAGCUGAAGAUGAAGCAGAAGAGAGUGGUGAAGAGAGUGGUAAAGCAGAGACAGCAGCAGAUUAUGAAGCCAGGGAAGAGGGGGAGGUUGAAGCAGAGACAGCUGAAGCAGAGAUUACUGAAGAUGAAGCAUUAAAAGAAGAAACUUCUGAAGCAGAGACAGCAGCUGAUAAUGAAACAGCAGGAGAAGAGGAGGAAGCUGAAGCAGAAACAGCAGAAACUGAGACAGCAGAAGAUGAAGCAGGAGAAGAAGAAACUGCUGAGGCAGAGACAGCAGCUGAUGACAAAACAUCGGGAGAAGAAGAGACAGCUGAAGUAGAGGAAGCUGAAGAGGACACUGCAGGAGAGGAAGAAGUUGAAGCAGAAACAGGAGAAGAUGAAGAAGCAGCAGAAAAAGAAACUGAUAAAGUAGAGACUGUUAUAGCAGCAGGAUCAACAACAGGAGAGGAGGAGAGCACAGAAGCAGAGACAGCUGAUAAUGAAAUGGCAGGAAAGGAGGAAUCUGAAGCUAAAACUGCAGAGGCAGAGACAGCUGAUGAAACAGCAGGAGAGGAGGAGACAGCUGAUGCAGAGGCAGAAGCCGCUGAUGAGACAGCGGAAGCAGAGGCAGCUGAAAAUGAAACUGCCGGAGACGAGGAGAUUGCUGAGGCAGAGACUACAGAUGAUGGAACAGCAGGAGAAGAGACUGCUGAAGAAGAAGCAGCUGAAGGGGAGAAUGCAGGAGAGGAAGAAAGUGUUGAAGCUGAAACAGCUGGAGACGAAACUGCCAAAGAAGAGGAGGAUGCUGAAGUAGAGACAGCUGAAACGGUUGAAAAUGGAACAGGCAUAGAAGAAGAUGCAGAGAAAGCUGAAAAUGAAACAGCUGAAGGGGAGGAGGAUGCUGAAUCUGAGGCAGCAGAAGAGGAAGCUGCCAGAGACGAAGAGACAGUGGAGGCAGAAACCACUGAUGAUGCAGCAACGGAAGAGGAAGCAGAAAAUAAAACAGCAGGGGAAGAGGAGAUUGCUACAGCUAAGACUGCAGACGAUGAGACAGCUGGAGAACAUGAAACCACAGGGCAUGAGUCCGCAGAAAAUGAAACAGCUGGCGAUGAGUCUGCCGAAGUUGAAACAACUGGAGAUGAGUCGGCACCAGCUGAAACUGCAGGGGAAGGGACAGCUGAUGAUGAAACAGCAGGAGGGGAGGAGAGUGCUGAAGAUGAAACAGCUGAAGCUGAAACAGCUGAGGGAGAAGAGCAGACUGCCGGAAAUGAAACUGGAGGAGAUGAGAAUGAAAAUGCAGGAGAAGAGUCAGCAGAAGCUGAGGCAGUUGAAGACGAAGCAGCAAGAAAUGGAGCUAAAGAUGAAGCUGAGGAGAAUUUAGAAAAGGGGGAGGAUGAAACAGCAGAGGAAAAAGAGUCAGUAGUUGAGUCAAACAUUGAGGAGACGGAGGGUCAUGAUGACGUAUCGGAGAUAAAAGCAGACGAUGAGGCGGAGGAGGGAGCAACAACAGACCAAGAUAUGGUUCAGGAGGAGACAGGAACAGAACAAGAAGAGGACGCAAAUGCAGGAGACGAGGCAGGAGACAAUGCAGGAGACAAUGCAGGAGACAAUGCAGGAGACAAUGCAGGAGACGAGGCAGAAGAAGCAAAGACAAACGAAGUAAACACAGAGGACUUUGCAGAUGGAAGCCAAGACCAAGCCGAAGACGUUGUGGAGGAGUUUGAAAAAGAAGAAGAAGCGGAAACCACGGAGGGCAAUGAGACAGCCAAUGAAGAGGAUUGCUGCGGAAACUUUGGGUACUCAGCCGACGGAGAGGAUGAAGCUGAGGAUGAGUCUGAGUUGGAAGUGUCGACAGAUGAGGGAGAACAAUCAGAGGUGACAGCUAUCAGGGGGAACAACUUGAAGGAAACUGUUGAGGAAACUCCAAUGACCUCAUUCAAUGCCUUGGCCUUAGCAGAGUACUCUGAAGACGGUGCUUACGCCGACGUUGAGGAUUCAGAGACUGAAGGAAACAAUGAGGAGUCAGAGGACCAAGGGGACAAAGAAGAAGGGGAGGAGGGUGGUACGGCAGCAGAUACUGAGGCUGAGCUUCAGGUUGAGGAGACUCCAGUUGAGGAGAUGCAGGAGGAGGAGAAGGAGGAGGAGGCGGAGACUCCAGUUGAAGAGACUCCUGUUGAGGAGUUGCAGGAGGAAGCGGAGGAAGAAGCUGAGGAGAUGGAGGAAGUUGAGAUGGAGAAAGUUGAGGAGACUCCUAUUGAGGAGCUGAAGGAAGAAGCUGAGGAGGAGCAGGCUGAAGUGGAGGAGGAGGCUGAGGAAGAUGAAGCUGAAGAUGGUGCUGCUGAGGAGGAAGCUGAGGAGGAAACUGCUGAAAAUGAGGAGGAGCAGGGGGAAGUUGAGGAGCAGCAGGCAGCAGCUGAGGAGGAAGCUGAGGAGGAAACUGCUGAAAAUGAGGAGGAGCAGGAGGAAGUUGAGGAGCAGCAGGCAGCAGCUGAGGAGGAAGCUGAGGAGGAAACUGCUGAAAAUGAGGAGGAGCAGGAGGAAGUUGAGGAAGAGAAGGAGGAAGUUGAGAAGGAGAAGGAUGAAGCUGAGGAUGAGCAGGAGGAAGGGUUGGAGGAAGCUGAGGAAGAUACUGCUGAAAACGACGAUGCUGUUCAGAAAGAGCCAGCUGAUGAGGGGGAUGACGUCACAAGCAAAGGACAGUCUGAAGACGACGGUGAUGGUGAUGGACCUUCUGGGACAUCUAAAAAUAGCCUACAUUGUCAGCCCACCAAGUCUUCCAUGGAAUCACAACCAGGCUCACUUGACAAAGUCCUGGACGAAGAGGCAGAGAGAGAAUCCAACAGCGAGAAGAGUUCACAGACAGGUUCAGGGGAAGGGUCGGGCCACCUCCUCUCUGUGAAGAGCAACCAGAUGUACCCUACAGACACAGAGGACGAAAGCAGGGUGUCAGAAUACACAGAGACAGCCAGCGAGGUCCUCGACCGACAAGUCGUUUCCCCAAAGAAGAAGACUCCGAAGAAGUCUCCAGGAAGAUCUGUAAGGUCAAGCAAGGUCAAGGAAAGUGACAUUGAUCAAGACGAUCUUGACUUCUAAAACUUCACUAUAACAAUUACUGCUGCUUAAUAAUAAUCAAUCACUUGAUCAAAUAAUGAUCUAUCACUUGAUCAAAUAAUGAUCAAAGCACUUUAUUUCAGUACUACUCAUCACAUGGCACAGGACAGUUCAAACUUGAAAUAUAUACAGUACCAGUCAAAAGUUUGGACACACCUACACA
This is a messenger RNA of Coregonus clupeaformis (lake whitefish), 5230 nucleotides long. Its product is annotated as retinitis pigmentosa 1-like 1 protein. The transcript has a single exon. Gene Ontology annotation, biological process: photoreceptor cell development; axoneme assembly; retina development in camera-type eye. Lineage: Eukaryota; Metazoa; Chordata; Actinopteri; Salmoniformes; Salmonidae. Gene Ontology annotation, cellular component: axoneme. Bases 1 to 5049 code for a protein of 1682 amino acids. The record is from RefSeq and is a predicted model, not a curated record.